UAAGGUUUUAUUUUGAAAGAAAACAACGGAAAUCAUUUUAAUAGUAUUCUGUCGUGCUUCACACACACACACACACACUCUCACUCCUUGAGGCUGGACGCCUGUCAGCGCACAGAAGAUGGUGGCAGCUGCCGCCACUGUGUUACCCGCCGCGCCUGGAGAGCGGUGCGCACAACGUUUCGCUCCGGGGUCGACGCUGCCGAGGCGCACGGAAAACAGUCAGAUUAGUGUUGAGACAAAAUCCAUGACACUGUGGACGUUGCAGGGAAUAAGAAAAAAAAAUCAGGUUGGACAAUGCAGCAGCCAUAACCCAUCAUAUUAGUCUCGGAUCAGAGGGGCAGUCUAUUUGGAGGUAUGAAGAUUUUUUCCCCCUCUUGUGUGAUUCAAUGAAAGUGGCUGGAUCAAGGUAGCACUCUGCUCGGACCCGUGGGACUGUGGUGUGGGGGGGCGUGCAGCGGAGCCGGAGACCAUUCAAUUAGUCUUCGUCUUCCAUUUAGAGGUGGACCAAGCUGCCCAGGGCAAACUUUAUUCCGGAGAGAAGGGGAAGGACUGCACGACAGUUGUCUGCGCCAGGCUCCAUUCACCCCCCUCCUCAGCUGCCCGGUAGACACAGAACAUACAGAGUCACCGGCGUGGUCUGGAUAUCUGUUUGUUUUCUUUGGCGCUCACCGUGACGAUGCGUCGGCUGUGUUUGGUGCGUGCGUGGAUCCCAAAGCAAUACCGACUCAACACCGAGACGAGGCAGCCGCUUGGUGCAUGAGCCCCGGAGGAGCGCGUUUACCCGCUGACACUAAGCUCAACAAACCCAAACAUCUUGGUGUGUUUUUACGCACGGCGCCUCGUGCAUUUGUCUCCUGCAGACAUCCUCCACGAGAUCCCAAUGUGCGUUUGGAGACUGUGGACACUCCGGAGUGGAAAGCCAGGAAAGCACGGGGCUGUGUGCACGGGAACUGUUGUGAUUAGGCCCCGCAGUUAAGCAGUGUGGGGGUAUGAAUGAAAGCUUUGCUGUCAGCUAUUUUGCUCGUGUUCCCGUUAUUUGGAGUUGACCUGCGCCUUAAACAUGAAAAGUUGACUUAUACGAGCAAACAGCAGAUUGAAGUCUCCUGAAAACAAAACGCUGCAGAGGAUUUGUUUUGAACGUUUGGAAGUUUUCUUUGAGUCCUGCAAACAAGACAGUUUAUUUAACUCAACCUCCUCAAUAACCCCUUUAAAAGAUUUGUUGGCUUUUCCAGCAUUUCGUCUCCUCUUACUGCACAGUAUUUUGUAAUCCUUUUUCACAGGCUUUUUUUUCCAAUGAGUGAGACAGUGUGCAGCCGGCAGCUGAGUGGACUUGGACUGAAACAAAGCAGACAGCCAGUGAACCUUGCAGUCUCAAGUGCGUCAAACAGACAAGGACAUAGUGGAAUGCACGGAGUGACGUCAAGAGAGGCAAUAAUGAACUGCUCAAACUCUGUGGAAGGUCUGAUGGCGUUUCUGUUGCCACUUCACUGCUAACUGAGUGGAAUUUUUCUCUCAAAAGGCCUGUUUGUGCUCUAGUUUUUCACUUUUUACAUUGACCAGUCAUUGCCCUUUACUGUGACCCCAUACUUUGCCUUACUUUUUUCUAUUCUAUGUUGUCUUUGAAAGAGCAACACCCUCUGCAGAGUUUUUGAUUUUUGUAUAGGUUAAAAAGCAACAUGGCAUCCCCCCAACAUCAACAACUGCUGCCUCAAAACACAGAAGUGAGCUGUGACUCAAGUGGAGAUGGAGGCGUCUCAGUGAGGAUUGGCAGCAGUGUCCGACACAAGCACGGAGGCGGGCCGCUUGGUUCAAUUGGGGGUGGCCUCAUCGGGGGUUCCAAGCACUGCAAGUACAGCAUCUCCUCGAGUUGCAGCUCUGGGGAGUCUGGAGUCAGGAAGCCAACAGUCAGGAGCUUUCGCACGCACAAGAAGAUGCCUCAGCUUUUCGAGAGAUCUGCAGGCCAUUUCUGGGACCCAAAGUUUGACUCUUCGAUCCUGGAGGAGGCCUGCAGAGAACGGUGUUUCCCUCAGACCCAGCGACGCUUCCGCUACGUGCUCCUUUACCUGAUUGCAGUUGGCUGCCUCUGGGGCUUGUACUUUGCUGCCAACCCCUCCCGCUGUGACAGGACUGUCUUUCUCCUCCCCACUGCAUCCUUCCUCCUUUUCUGUCUCCUUCUCUUCCUCUUAACUUUCACAAAGCUCUACUCACGCUGCUACAAUCAAGCAUCUCUGCUGCUCAUCGUUGUCACAUUCAUCCUCACGCUGGCCCCCCAGAUCCAGACAUCAGGCUUCAGGGACCCAGAGACUCCCACACCUACGCUGGAUUUAGAAGAGUUCAGUGGCAUGGGGCCCACAUACAACCUGUCCCAUGACAAGCUUGUAGGAGGUGACACCUGGUCCCCCUGUUUAUCUCCUGUAGGCACCUUCUCCCUCUGUAUCGAAGUUCUUCUGUUGCUGUACAGUGUUCUUCACGUUCGCCUCUAUGCUUCUGUCCUGCUCGGCUUAUUCUACUCUGUCUUUUUUGAGAGUUUGGGCUGGCUGCACCUGACUCAGGCUGGGGCCAACUGGAGUAUUGCUUCCCAAUCAGACUGGGAUACGCUAUGUUGGCUAGGCCCAGCCAAAGCCCUGCUCCACCUCUGCGCCCACGCCAUCGGUAUCCACCUAUUCAUCAUGUCUGAGGUGCGAACGCGCAGCACCUUCCUGAAGGUGGGACAGGCUAUAAUGCAUGGUAAAGAUCUGGAGGUGGAAAAAGCCUUGAAGGAGCGAAUGAUCCACUCUGUCAUGCCCAGAAUUGUGGCUGAUGAACUGAUGAAGCAGGGUGAUGAAGAGAUGGGUGAUAAUUCAGUCAAAAGAUACUCCACCAGUGGUGCAGCAGCUGCCAUCUCCAGUCCCAAAAACAACAAACGCAAGAAAACCUCCAUCCCUCGGGGCCAGAUUAUCUUCAGACCCUUCAACAUGAAGCGGAUGGAGCCUGUGAGCAUCCUGUUUGCAGACAUAGUGGGCUUCACGAAAAUGUCUGCCAACAAAUCUGCUCAUGCCCUCGUGGGGCUUCUGAAUGACUUGUUUGGACGUUUUGAUAGACUGUGUGAGCUCACUGGCUGUGAAAAGAUAAGUACAUUAGGAGACUGUUACUACUGUGUGGCUGGUUGUCCUGAACCCAGACCGGACCACGCCUACUGCUGUGUGGAGAUGGGCCUGGGCAUGAUCCAAGCUAUUGAACAGUUUUGCCAGGAGAAGAGGGAGAUGGUGAACAUGAGGGUGGGUGUCCACACCGGCACCGUGCUGUGUGGCAUCCUGGGCAUGAAACGCUUCAAGUUUGAUGUUUGGUCAAAUGACGUCAACCUGGCCAACCUAAUGGAGCAGCUGGGAGUGGCUGGGAAGGUCCACUUAUCACAGGCCACUGCAAACUUCCUGGAUGACCGCUUCCAGCAUGAAGAUGCACAGGUCACUGAGAGGAUAGGACAGAGUGUGGUGGCUGAUCAGCUCAAAGGCCUGAAGACCUACCUGAUCUCUGCCAGGAAGAUGGAGAGUAACUCUCAGUGUAACUGCUCCCAGUUGGGGUUGGCUGGACCGGAAAAUGCAGAUCCAUGGUGUCCCAUGCCCAGAGUGCACACUCCUGAUGGAGCCCCUUCGGCCUGCUCUGUGGACCCUGACAAAGCCAAGUCUCCCUGUCUGUCCUGCAGUGUGGUCCCCAUACCAGGGGAGGAGCAGGAUUUGGAGGAAGGAGUGAUAAUCAAUGGCUGCCAUGACGACCACAAGACCAACAGCGGCAAGGACGCUUCACAGCUGAAGUGUUCCCCGGUGGUCUCUGCAGGACGCAACCCCAAGGCUCUGAACGGCCUCCUCAGCCCUCGACUAGAGGCCCUGAACAACAGCCAAACGUCGCUGUGUGAGAUGCUGCAGGAGAAGGAGAAGAAGACGUGGAGUGGAGGGGUCAUGGGCAUGGACCACACGGCACUCAUCCCUCUGAGAUCCAAGAACUUCAGGGAGAGGAGCGACGCCCACUUUGUCGACGUCAUCAAAGAGGACAGCCUUAUGAAGGACUAUUUCUACAGACCUCCGAUAAACAAACUGAGCCUCACCUUCCUGGAGAGGAGCCUGGAGUCUGCUUACCGGAUAAGCUACCAGGAGGAGGUUGAGACCCAAGCAGCCAUACAGACCUUUGCCAGCCCGACAUUCAGUUCUUUCCUGGACAUGCUGCUGUGCUGCUCAGUGUUUCUGGCUCUCUCGCUGGCUUGUUUCCUCCGGCCGCUUGUCACCCAGCAGAGUCUGUCCACGCCAGCACUCGCACUGACAGCUGUUGCCAUCCUGCUGGAGUCUCUGGCUCUGCUCUUCUCUAUACGCAUGGCUUUCUACCUUGACAGUACACUGAACUGCACUCGGGUGCUGAUGAGAGCGAUCUCAGGCUGGAUAGCUCGUCACUUUAUAGGAGCUGUCCUGGUGUCCGUGCCGGCUGUGGCCGUCUUCUCCCACGUCACCUGUGACAUGCAUCUCUCCAUUCAGUUCACCAUGUUCGUCUGCUGUUCUGUCAUCAUAGCCAUCAUUCAGUACUGUAACUUCUGCCAGCUCGGCUACUGGAUGCGAUCAUCUCUAGCAACAAUGGUGGGACUGGGUCUGCUUGCCUUGCUCUUCAGCUCCCCUUGCAGUGUUGCCAAGAGUCUGUUUUUCUGGUCUGAUAGACAGAACAACAACAGUAACAGCUCAAUUGUCAUGUCUGACAGCCCAGUUGACCCCGACCCACAGCUCAACCCACAGGACCUGCUGGGCCCUGAGGCCUGCGUGGCUUUUUUUCUUCUUCUACUACUGGUCUGGUUCCUCAACCGUGAAUUUGAGGUCAGUCACCGACUCCAUUACCAUGGUAACGUGGAAGCUGAUCAGCACCGCAUCAAGAUCCAGAACAUGAGGGACCAGGCCGACUGGCUGCUUCGCAAUAUCAUCCCCAUCCAUGUGGCCGAGCAGCUAAAGGUCACCCAGAGCUACUCAAAGAACCACGACAAUGUGGGUGUCAUAUUUGCCAGCAUUGUUAACUUCAGUGAGUUUUAUGAGGAAAGCUACGAGGGAGGCAAGGAGUGCUACCGGGUCCUCAAUGAACUAAUCGGUGACUUUGACGAGCUGUUACGGAAGCCUGCCUUCAGUAACAUCGAAAAGAUCAAGACCAUCGGUGCUACGUACAUGGCAGCGGCAGGUCUCAAUGCGCAGCAGUGUGCAGAUGCGGCACAUCCUCACGCCCACCUCCGUGCUCUUUUUGAAUUUGCACUGGAAAUGAUGCACGUAGUGGAUGACUUCAACAAGAACAUGCUGGGAUUUGGAUUCAAGCUCCGCAUUGGAUUCAACCAUGGCCCUCUAACAGCAGGGGUGAUUGGCACCACUAAGCUUCUCUAUGAUAUCUGGGGCGACACGGUCAACAUCGCCAGUCGCAUGGAUACAACAGGUGUGGAGUGUCGCGUCCAGGUCAGCGAGGAGAGUUACUGUGUGCUCAGUGGCAUGGAUUAUGAGUUUGAUUACCGAGGCACGGUAAAUGUCAAAGGCAAAGGUCAGAUGAAGACCUUCCUUUACCCUAAGAGCAGUGACAGUGGCCCUGUGCCCCAGUACCAACUCUCAGUCUCACCAGAGAUCCGGGCACAAGUAGAUGGUAGCAUUGGGCGCUCGCCCACCGAUGAAAUUGCCAGCAUGGUGCCCACAACCAGCAUGACCGCAUGCAGUACCAACACUAUUGUACCCAGUGCCAGCAGUGGUUCCUCUACAACCACAGGGCUUAGUCAAGAGAAAGAGGCGGGCAGCCGCGAGCGACGCCCCUCUACUGAGGUCUCUCAUGCCAGACGAUCUAUGUCUCACAGCGGCCUGACAUCUGUACCUGUUACCAAUCUAGACGGACCUCCUGCAAACAACACACAGCUCAAUAUCUCAUGCUCAGUCCAGCAGAAUACACCACAAACUUCAACCAAGUCCCCGAAAGACAUCAAGCAGAACCAAUACGAGGAUGACCGUAACGCCGGAGAGUUGACCAGACUUUAAGAAUUUGCUUCAGUAAAUCAUCUACCCUUUAAGCUCUUGUUCCUGCCAGUUGGCACUUGUAGAAUCUCUGUACAUUUGGUACUGUAAAAUCAUCUACAGGCUUCAUCUCCGCAGGUUGCUUUUAGUGAUAUAUCUGAUUGGCUGAUGUCAUCACUGGAGGGUGCUGGGUAGACUACAAAGAGAGUGUCGGGCAGGAACGGAGAGAACAUGGGAGGGUGUGAUGGCUGACUGUGAAUCUUCUCCUGCCUGCUACAUAUGCCAUCGUCUCCCAAUAACUUACUUGAUUAUCUUUACACCUUUAAUCUUGAUUAUUUCUUUCAUAUGUCUUUUUAAGUGCCUCUAGAAUAGAAGAAUGUGUAGACUAAGCAUUUUUUGAGUAAGAAAAGAAUAGCAUAAAGGGAAAACUGUAAACUAGAAAAACCUUUCUGAAAAAUAAAUGCUUCGCUUUUGUUAAGAUUUUAAUUUGUAAACUGUGUUUUUGCUAUGAUAUUUUGCCUUUUAUCAACAAAGAGCUCACAAAGCUGAGCUUACAUAUGGAAAAUGUUACAGUGUGAACAUCACUCCAGGAGAUGUAUUUGUAAAAUCUGCACUAAAAUGCAGCGGAGACUGUUUCCAUGUUCCUUCAUGGAGGCCAGAACACUCACCAUGCGAUGCACAACAUUGACUAAUCGACACGGGCGACAGUGUGUGUGAGUGGGUGCUUGUGUAGCAGGAUCAUGCGUGAGUCUAAUGAGGAGAGGUGCCGGUGACAGUGCGAGAUGACAAACACUUCAGGAACGCCGGUGUUGCUGAGGUUGAUAUCUUUGUUUUUGCCUCGGUGGUCUCAACCCCUCUAAAUCUGCAUGCUUGCAACAACAGCACCAUAGAUGAGACUGACGACGACAAGUAUCUGUGCCCUCCCCCAUGAUCCAGGCUGUGGUGGGGAGCCAGGUUGUGUUGUGUAGUGGUGAUGAGUAUUUAAUGGACCCUCAGCUGUGACUUUUGAUUGAUUCCAGACAACAACUGCUCGAGGUUCGCUUUGGUUUACACUGUGUGUUAGCUGAUAGUGCUUUUAAGACGUGGAUAAUCAAAGUGGAAUGCUGCAAAUCAAAACUAAAUGUGUUUCGUUGUAUUUGUUGUGACACAAAACUUGAACUCUUAUUGUGAAGCUGCCCUCUCUAUGUGUAUUUUCUAUGAUUUGAUAGGUGUUAUCGGCCACAGUCAGCUGGGUGCAUUAGUCGCUUCAGUCUCGCAAUGGCAUGAAACUUAAUGUAUUAGCACUGUAAAGGCAAAGGCACCAAAUGUAUUUCCUAUGACUCCAUAAUUGUUUUUACUCUUUUUCUUUGACUUAAUUGUAUUCAUGUUGAGGAAAUCAAACUAGACUAAACUACACAUCUCUUGCUGUUACAUUUUCUCUCUGUUCGUUUUUUAGCAGAAAGGAUUGUGUGCUCAGAGGCAAAAAAGUAUAACAAUGAAAUCCACUUCAGUGACUUAUUUUUUUUGAAUAAUUAGAAUCUCCUGAACAGCACAUUAACAACCUCAUUUUUUUUUAAAUGACUUUUUCACAAUCAUCACUUUUGAAUAAUAAAGCAAAUAAGGUUAAUACUGCAGAACAACAAAAACAAAUUGCUUGCUUCUAUCAAGCCGCUUUUAACAUAACCUAAUAGUUAAAUUAGUUGUUGAUGUGUGAAAUUAGGGAAGCUUGUGCCUUUUUAACUCAUUUUUUAUUUUUACCAUCACCUCUGAAUUGAUUUUUAUUUCUGAAAAAGCUUACAUUAUAUGGAAAUGUUUACUUUUGUGCUUAACGGUCAUAACUUUUGAGCUGUGCCUUUCCUUCAUAUAGACAAUUCAUUGUAAAUGUACCAAAUGUAUUCUACAUUAGCUGGACUUAUUGCAUUUGUUGUAUUUCUUUGUGUAUUUCAUUUUGUACUGUAUUUAUUUUGUCUGAUGAUGGUUAGUGGUUGAUGUAAAUGCAAUAACAAGAGCUGAACAUCACUGAUUUAUGAGGGAAAAUAAGCUUCUUCUCGCUCAUGGGCACUUGAACAAGCCCAAAAUCUGUGUAUGUUUUGCUAUAAUAAAGGGACACUAAUGAUAAUUGUUUUUGUUUAAAAAAGGGUAAGUUCUUAAUAGAGGUCUUCAUACUUGAGUGUCAGGUAAGGCGCAUAAGCUAAAUUUCUUUUUUGUUCUUGGUAAUAUUGUUUGCUGUAUUCGAAUAAUGUGUUUUUGUUAAAUAUGAAAUUGUUUUUCUUGAUUAGUGUUGUUUGCGACACUGAUGUUAACUUACAUGUUUGAUCGCUUCUUGUCUCUAUUUAACUUUCAUUGCAAAAAUGAUCUUUUCGAUUGAUUGGGUUGGAUUUAUUGAGAUGUAAGUGACAUUCUGAACCAGGAGAAUGACACACGGGGGAAAACUUUGAUGCCAAAGAGUGUCAUGACCAUCUCAUGAACUUUCUUUGUAUGUUACAUCUCAACUUCUAUCUAAUUUGCAGGUUGUGUUGUGCACGUUCAAGAAAGGUUGUUUAUAUAUUCACUGUAACAACACAUUUGCACAAGGCACUCAUUUUUUAUGUACAGUAUGCCUUUAUAUUGUAUAGUAUCUGAGCGUUUUCUAUUAUUUAUAUCGGCGCAUGUACUAGAGUAUUAAAUAGUCUAAAGAACUGGGUAAUUUGAACAAUGUUGGAAUAAUAUUUGUGUAUGCUGUUAGCCUGCAUUUGUGUAAAAAUGUACGAGUGUUUGUAAAACUGUGUGGUUGUGUGUGUUUUGGAAGGGAUGCUCUAAUCUUAGCAGGAAUUUUAGUGAAACUUGUCAAUUAAAAAUGUAUGACACGCUAGGACAGUAAGGCUUCAAUCAAUACAGAUUUCCCUUUUUAAAUCAAACAGGCCAAAUGAAAAAGAAUAGGCACUAUAAGAUGUCUGCCGGUAGGCAGCGUCUCAGCAGCCCAUGGGCAAGUUUUUAUGAAUCAUUGCUUUCUCUGGAAAUGUUUUUUUGUAUAUAGCACGCUAAUAGUUAUGCAAGUGAAGGUUAAAAUUGAAUAAAGUCAGUUGCUGGGAAACGUCGUCUGGUUGAAUUUAUAGCCUGCACACUACAUUCAGUUAUGUCCUCAAAGAACAUCGAGGUACUUGUACUGGAUUUUACCUGUUGUGUACUGUAU
This is a messenger RNA of Paralichthys olivaceus (Japanese flounder), 9141 nucleotides long. Its product is annotated as adenylate cyclase type 9-like. The record is from RefSeq and is a predicted model, not a curated record. Gene Ontology annotation, molecular function: adenylate cyclase activity. Gene Ontology annotation, biological process: intracellular signal transduction; cyclic nucleotide biosynthetic process; adenylate cyclase-activating G protein-coupled receptor signaling pathway. Gene Ontology annotation, cellular component: plasma membrane. NCBI's taxonomy places the organism in Eukaryota, Metazoa, Chordata, Actinopteri, Pleuronectiformes, Paralichthyidae.